Messenger RNA from Mytilus californianus (California mussel), 2140 nucleotides. RefSeq lists its product as uncharacterized. Gene Ontology annotation, cellular component: membrane. Gene Ontology annotation, biological process: proton transmembrane transport. The record is from RefSeq and is a predicted model, not a curated record. Gene Ontology annotation, molecular function: proton channel activity. The coding region runs from base 118 to 1671 and encodes 517 amino acids. Lineage: Eukaryota; Metazoa; Mollusca; Bivalvia; Mytilida; Mytilidae. The transcript has a single exon.
GAGUCCGUAGCAAAGUUUUUAAAUGCCGCCAUAGUUCUACCAUUUACAGCUGGAGACACAUCGGAAAUCCAACAAAAUAGUGCUUAUAUACGACCUCACGAUGGUAGUAUCAGUGGAAUGAUUCUUAUUUCAAGCGUCUUAGUGAUAGUUAUUCUUGCUAUAUUUGGAAUAAGAUUGGCAGAUUCAGAAGUACACAAGACCAUACCAUAUUUAACAUUACGUUCAUAUCUGUGUGUCACAAUUGUCCUUGCUAUAGCUGUUUUUAUUGCUCAUUUCAUCAUAUAUCGUGUUAAGCGCGUAGAACGUAUAACUUUACCUUCAACAUGCUUAAUUAAAGUCGACGCUAUCGCUAAAUUGAAACUUAGAUUUUUAUGGAUUUUUACGUUUGGAGGUAUUUUGUAUGCCUCGGUAAAAGUGAUCAGAGUACCUUGCAAAGCGAAAACAAUAAACAACUAUAAGAGUGUCGGAUGUAUUGACAAAAACUUCACGUACUACAAAGACUACGAAGAGGCAAAUAUUACCUUUCAUUGUAUUCAAAUUUCAUUUUAUUUCAUCCAGUCUUGUUUUAUAUAUUUCUUCAUUCGUUCCAGCUUCAAAAAUUCAUGGGGGAUUUAUUAUAGCCUUCUAUUCAUAGUUCUAGCAAACAUAUCACAAUGGGCGCAUUAUUUUUCGGAAAUAUACAAAGACUCAAACACAAGAGGCUAUAAACUAGUUUGUCCUAUGAGUAAUUACUCAAUUGACAACUGCUACUGGGAAAUCGUUUUAAAAAAGAUAGAGCCAUACCUAACACCAGUUGAAAUGGAGUAUUUUCUGUUAUCGAUGGUUUUUAUUGCUGAACUUUGGCCAUCCAAGAAAAGUUACUCAAAUGAAGUUAAUUUGAUUGAAACAGAUCUCGCAAAUGAAUACACACCAUUGGAAUCAUCCACGCGUGGAUUACUAAAAGAGCCUACGUGUUGGUCAAGUCGUGUACGAACUUGUAUGUUCGUUGCUUUUGUAGUUAUAGUUUUUCUCCCUUGUUAUAUCUUCAGUUACUUAGCAUUUGAAGAAAACGAGAAGAAGGCCAAAUGCGUCAAUGAAACAAUGAAAACUGUCUAUGUAUUCUGUGAUAUAUUCAUAUCAUUGAUUGAGAAAAUGUUAUUGAUUAUGAGCUUUUAUAUGAUUUCAGAAUCGUCAUAUCUUAGACCCCUUAAACGAAAAGAAGGCUUCCAUUUUCAUCAUAAGAUGUUAAUUGCAAGUUUCUUAGGUUCCGUUGGAUAUUUAUCAUUAGUUAUCAUAUCGUGCAUACAUGCAGGAAAAGCAAAUUUGUUAAUCGCCCAGAAAUUUCUAACAAUGAUAGAACUCUACCUUCAAAUAGUUUGCAUUCUUCAAUUACAUAAUUAUGAAAAAUGUCAAGGAAGCGUUGGCAAAUACAUUUUUCUUGCAUUGUCGGUUCUGAAUUUUGGUUCUUGGUUUAAUGACAGUAUUUUUGGCGGUAUUUCCAUAUAUGAUAAAGAAAUUUUAAAAGUGGUAUAUGAUAUCACCACUCAGAGACUUAUAACUAACGUUUUAUUUCCUUUUUUAAUCUUCUUUAGAUUUAAAUCCUUCAUUUUAUUUUAUGGGAUUUUCCGCCAAACCUUAGUCAAUGCCACUAUUUUAAAAAGCCCUGCACACUUCAGGUUCGAUGAGCUGUAACCUUUCACAUGCAAUACAUUUUAUAAAAAAAAAAUCGUUUUCCUAUGUGAGGCUGUGGAUUGGGUAUACAGAAUAGAGAAUAAUAGGAAAAAGUUGCAUAAAAAAGGCAAUUAAUAUGAAGAAUAGAGCAAAAUAUGGCAAAAAAAAUAUAUAUAUAUAAUAAUAUGGUGCUCAAACAUAAAAAAUAGAGAGUAAUUGGCAAAAAAAUAACAUAAUGUGUAGAGAAAAUGAAUAAAAAAAAAUGAAGAAUACAGAAAUGCAGGACCCCCCAUUCAGACCCUUCUAUGUGAUAUAGUUAUGAAUGAUUACUGAUUCAGACGUAACGGGAAAUAUAUUGUUAUUUAUCAGUUUUUCUAUGAAAAAUUUAUUCUUUACUAAGAAUGUUGUCAGAUAUUUAUCUUUAGUUUUAAAUGUUCAGAUUGUCAGAUAAUUUUUUUUUAUUAUUAUUAAUAAAUGAUGCAUCAUAUAU